GUACUGACUGUAAGUUAAGAUCACGAGGUUGUCUUUGAGAUAUAGUUCAGUGAUAUCUGAAUGGCCUUUUACCUAGCAGAAAUUUCCAUCGAGAAGUAUAAAUUAAAAAAAAAACACAUGUGUACCAGUAUACCGAAAAAUAAUGAAUGUGCUACUAAACGCUUUCGUUUCUAAGCCAUAACUAUCUUUUAUUUUGAUAUCGUGGCAGCAUGAAAUCAUUCUUUGAACGAGAAUAAUUAUACAUCCGGGUUAUGUGCGCUUUGCAGAUGGAUUCAAGGAAAAUUCAUGACUGCUCUUACACACACACACAAAAAAAACUCAAGUAAGAAUUCAUUUUCAUUGCUAGCGGUAAAAGGUUUUACCUGAACUUGACAGUUGAAGUACAUGCAAAAAUGCCAAUAUUUUUCAAAGGCCUGUACAAUUAAGAAACUCUCUCAAGCAGGGAUCCCGAAGAAUAACAGUUCACUAAUUAAGGGAACAGGUGGAACCGUGGGUACUCGGUUGAACGACGCAUAACGAGCGCAACCUUGUUUAUCAGCGUCAGCUUCACUCUCGUCGCUCUCUACUCCCUCCGGGCUUCUCCUCCGAACACAACUCAUACUAUGCUCGAACGCUCAGUUCCAGACGCGCUGAGUCCGACGUCUGCGUGGGAAGGCGAGUCGUCUCUUCUCAUAAAACAGACUCAGGUCUACUCCGAGUCAAUUAGAAACGUAAGCGUCGUAAGCUAAACAUCAGUCAACAUGUUGCAAGGAAAAAAACAUUUACAAUUCUCAGAGGGUUUGGAUCUACUUUAAAUCACGUUUUUUUUCGUGUUGGUCUGAAUUUGUCGUAUUAAGCGAUGGGGGACUUGGUCGGUGCGAAAGAAAUCCUUCGCGCGAGUCGUGACCUCAAGCUCCGCCUUGUCAGAAUGCUCCUAGAUGGGGGUACCCAGAUUGACGUCCGUUCAACCAAUCAGGAGACUCCACUAAUACUAGCAUGCGCUUCCAAUGGGAAUCAGGGGGAGAAGGAGAAAUUGGUGAAAUACCUUAUCAGGAAUCGAGCUAAGGUAAACCUACAGGACACUCAAGGCCGAACGGCGCUGAUGCAUGCGUGCAUAACCACAUCACCAGACAAUCUCAUCCAGGCGCUACUGGACGCCAAAGCCAACCCGUGGAUCGAAGACAAUGCAAGGAAAACGGCAUUUGAUUACUCUCUGAACGCUGGUAGCCUGGGUACCGUGCGUUUGCUGAUUACCGCCUGCAGGGACAGCAAAUACUUGACCAAGCCAGGUAGCUUCAACAUCGAGAUGAAAAGACUCGAAGAGCAAAUGGAGCGACUGCCCGAUCCACGCAAAUGCUCGUGGCCACUGAUGGGUCCUAGACUCGCCCCUGAAGCACCCCACACCGACACGCACGUGACCGAGGCAUCGGCUUCAAACCUGCUGACGAUUGUUGCGGAGGAACCGGACCUGUCGACAACAGGAUCUCAUCAGCGGAGACGAAAGCGCUCUAUUUGCCAUUUUGACCCGAUUGACAUGGAGGCAAUAACACGCUUUUCCGAGAAAUGCUCUGCUGAAACCGCUGAUACGCAGAGACCACUGAGGAGAGGGUCUUUAUUUAACACUAGUCGUUCAGCGUCAGAGGAUGAGAAGAUCAGCCUACACUUUUCGGAUUCAGAGGGAAGUUCGUCCCUCGACCAUUGCAGCCUGACUGGGCUCGAAAAACUCCUACAACUGAGGGAUUCAGCGUCCUCUUCGACUGACUCGACAGAGUCUCUCAAUCAUCCAAAUAAAACAGGGGGAACCUGGGCACAAGCAAUGAAGGAUCUAGAAAUAGAACCACCAGGUAUGACCCCAAGGCCUGCAAGGUCCAAUUUAGAACACGAUUAUAAUAAAAACACUGAUUUGUUGUUACAAGCGAAUAGAGGCUGCGAGUUUUUAGCACCAUGUGAGAACACCGCCACCGAUUAUUCCCUCACUGGCGGGGCAAAGCUAUAUGUUGGCGAUGCCAUGGAAGCAAGAUCGCCGACAGCACGCAGGAGGAUUACCGAGGGGAAUAUCCAACUGACACUUAGUGGCGGGCUUGAAGCUAAAAGCCCAAACAUGCUUCGUCGCUUCACUGUCUCCACUAUGGAACAAGAGAAAUUAAAAUCGUAUCUAAGUGAACAUUGUGCUAAUAACGCUGAAAUCAAAUGGCCAUUUCCACCAUCUAAGGAAGAGCUUUUGCCAGUCGGGAAUACAAGAAAAAAGUCGACGGAGCAAACGGGAUCGCAAAUGCAGCAUAAUAUGGGAAAUACCAUCGACAUUAGAGUGUCUUCGACUGACAUAGACCACCCACAUGUAUCGGGGUGUGGAGACGAUAAAAAAGUAACCCACAGAUCUAAGUGUGAACACGGUGGAAGACGGACACAUACAUCCACGGGUGAACGCGACGUAGUGCGCACUUCUCCAUCCACAUGUAAAGGCGAUCGUUCUCCUACACCCACAUGUGAUCACCGUGAAGAAAGUUUUCGUAUCAGCGAUAAAAGAACGCAUGUAGUCGCGCGCAAUUUGUCAUCACAUGAACGAGAUGUAAUGAAAACACAGAAAGAGAAUACUCGUAAGCCGUCAUGCGAACGUGGCGUAAAAAUCACUUAUAAAUCUACAUAUGAACGCGAUGUAACGCGCACUUAUUUUUCCACGAGUGGGCACGAUGAAAAGCGCAGUCGUACGCCAGCUAGUGAAGGGAAACAAGCGCUAGAUUUCAGCCUCCCUUUAAUUUUAUAUCCAAAAGAGGCGAAAGAACUCAGAGCUACAUCCACUGAUGGGACACCGGCGAAAACCGCUAUACGCCGAACCCUCUCCGAUAACAGCCCGAUAAAUCAACGAAAAGAACAAGAGGUUAGCCGCGCUCGCAGCUCUUCCACUUGUUACACAGAGGACGCGAUUCUCGCCGCAAUGCAACAUACAGCGGUAGAGCGACGACGCACAUGCUCACCAGUAACCACAUGCGCCCAGUACACGAGAAAGACCCGGGAAAAAUUUUCCCCUGAUAUCCCGGACCUCGUAAUUUCCUCACAAAGAACAAACACCCUGAUGCAAGGGAGUACAGACGCGCUAGGCACCGGUACGUUGUCGCCUUCCGGCAUUGUUGAAAGUACUACUCUGGUGCCUAGCAAGAGUCACAAAAUAAACAUGUUGUCACUGAGCAGCAUGGCCCCGCAGCCUUUAAAUAUACUUUCAGUCAGUAAAGCAGAGGUACCCUCACAGCACUACGAUUAUGUGUGCAAGUCUUUGCCAUCUUCCCCUCUGCUUCAUCACCACCAGCACCCUUCAAGUCCAAGCAUCAUGCAUCUCGAGUCCACGGAGGCAUCCCCUAGCAAUGGGCGCAAAACAACACACCCCAAGGUGUUCCUUCCGCCACUAAAUGUGUUAAAGCCUCAAACUUCAAGCGAAACUGAGGAGGGUUAUUUCUCUAGUACCCCAUCACCAUUUGAUUAUGAUAAGCCCAGGAAUUUAGACCAGUACUCAUUCAAGCCGAUCUCACCACGACUAGGGGGUAGGACCAUCAGGGGUUCUAACAACAGUAGAAAAAGCCCAGAUAGUACAGAAUUCAAACUCAAAUGACCCUUAUAAAUUCAGAUUAACACUUAUAAAACACACAAUCAAUAUCACAUAAAGAAGGAGCUGUGGGGAUAAAAGGCGCCCACCUGGUCUGAGUCGUCAUUCCUGCUAGUAUUCCUUGAGUGCAGAGCUGCUCCGUAAAUAUUUAAAAAGCAGAGCGGCAGUUCCCGGGGGGGAGGGGGGGGUUACUCCGAUAUUAAACGGAUGGGGAUCAUCGUCGGGACUUUUUUAAAACAAACCUAAAAGAUACAAAAAUGGGUGUGGUUAGGCAUGAAAUUACCCCCUAAAAGAUCCCUAAAACAAAAGUAAAUAAUUUGUAAUAGAAACAAAACAAACAGAUCGUUGUUAAGCUCGCAAUCAAUUUUCGUCCCGUGGGUUGCAUGAUUUUUUCGCUGGUUAGUGAUCUAAAAACACCUACAAUUAGAUGAGCGAUGGCUAUAAUAGCACCCUAAAAGAUACCGAGGUAAAAAAAAUCAGGGCAUUUUCAUUUUCACCCCUAAAAGACACCCCCUGGGUGCAGACCAUCAUGGAGCUGUGCACUCUACAAAUUCAGUGGGAAUGGCUUACUGGACCAGGCACACACCUUUUAUACUGCAUGUCUCUGAGAAGAGUUUGAAAUCAAAGAUGUAUAUAUGGAUAUAAUAAAAAACAAAUUUUUAAAAAUUGUUAAAACUUUUAUAAAGAACAUGGCAGUAAUGUAGUUUUUAAAUAACCCAACCUUUACCCCAACACCUGUUAACACAUGCCAAUGUUCAAAAGCAAAACGAUAAUAUUUUGGUUUUGUCACAUAUAUGUACACAAUAUUUAUUUACCAUACCAUUGCAUGUCAUCAUUGAACAAGAAUUGCUUGCCUGUACUAUUGACACCUAUCAUACACACAGAACUUGUAUUUGAUGCCUUUCUCCUCAUGCUGGACACUUGGUACAUCAGGGUCUCUAAAAGAUAGGACAAAAAUUGUGACAAAAAUUGUAACCUAGGAACCACAAGACCCAAGAUGAAGAAGCCCAAGGGUGGUGCAGGUCAGACAACUCAAGUUGUAGUGAGCAAGAUUCUAAAAGAAUUCUAGGAUAAAUACAGAACCUCAAUUAAAAAUCCAAGGAAAUGA
This is a messenger RNA of Nematostella vectensis (starlet sea anemone), 4685 nucleotides long. RefSeq lists its product as uncharacterized. NCBI's taxonomy places the organism in Eukaryota, Metazoa, Cnidaria, Anthozoa, Actiniaria, Edwardsiidae. The record is from RefSeq and is a predicted model, not a curated record. The transcript has 3 exons. The coding region runs from base 839 to 3583 and encodes 914 amino acids. Gene Ontology annotation, molecular function: protein binding.